CUUUGCAGUUCUUGCAUUGAGAAGAAGCCACAAAAAACGAGAAAAAAAAGAAGGGUGGCCUGUGACUGAGUGUUCCUCAUUGCUCUUUAAGAUGGAGGCGGUGAAGCCAUGGGAAGAGGUAGAAGUAGAAGUAGACGAAGACGCUUUGAGAGGAAGAAUGCCACGUCAGCACACGGCAAAUACUACUAUUACCACCACUACAAUUACUACUUCCAAGGAUGUUGAUGAUGAUGAUGAUACUAGAAGUGGGAAAUCCUCUGAGAGAUCUUCCAGUGAUGAUGAAGCUAAUAAUAUUGGAAAUCCAACAAAUGGAGUUUCAGUUUCUCACGGCGAAAAUGGAGAUACCAAAUCCACAAAUGGGCACUCGGGAUUGGACAACCGGUACGACGGUUUUCUUGUUUCCGAGGGAAAUCCUGCGGAUCAGACAUUGGAGCUGGAAACAAACGGAUCGAAGUUUGAGAAAAUUGAUGUAGUCAAGGUCGAAGUUGAGAACGAUGGCUUGCCUGAUUUGACUCCUUCAGCUUCUUCUUCUUCUGCCCAGAAGGAAAAUGGAAAGUAUGUUUCUCUAAGCAAUUGUGGGACGAGUGAACGUGAGGACGCUAUUACGAGAAGCAGAAUUGAAGAAGAAGAAGAAGAAGAAGAAGAAGAAGAAGAAAAAGAAGAAGAAAAAGAAGAGGAAUUGGAUAUUGAAAGGUUGUAUAAUAGGCAAGGUCAACAUGAGUUUGUGUGUCCUAAUUGCAGGGCGUGUAUCACGAAGGUUCUUGUUCGCCAGAGAGCUCCACCCCCUCCUGAUAGAGUUCGAUGCACAUCCUGCUUCAGUUUCCUCACUCUUGCAGGCAAGAUCUUCUGGCCAGACCCAGACAGUGACCGGGAAAACACUAACAAUCUAGAAGAGCAACUUUUACCUGAUCACUUCCGUGAACCACAGCGUGAUCAGAGUGGCCAAGCUGCACCAAGCAAAACUCCAGUGGCUAGACAGCCUGUAGCAGCUACUGCAACAACUCAACCCCUAGAACGUAACUCUGAAAUACAAUCUCAUCAAAAUAAUCAAGCUUCAUCAGCAGUUGAAACUCCAGUGCUAGAAAAACCGAUUGGAGCUGUUGUAUUUACAGAAGAUAAACCAUCUUCAAACGAUCCCAACGACAUUACUGGACUUCAAGAGCAAGUUCCAUCAAGAAGUGUAACUCCAGUACCUGAACAGCGAAUUGGAACUGAAGUAAAUACUACUAAACCAUUGCCAAAUAUUUCAGACAACAUUACCGGAGUUCAAGAGCAAGUUCCAUUAAAUGACUCAAAUGGAACAUUGCAUGACAAGAAGCCCUCGGCGUUCAAAUUAGCUGGAGCCAUUAUGUCCGGAACAAGCAGAGGUUUCAGACGCAAAGUUGAAAAUAAUGUUACAGAAAAAGUUCCGUCGCUUGAAACAAAGAGACCAGAGCUAGAUGAUCCAACAACUCCGUUGCUUGCCCCUGAGGUAACUGUGACUGUAACAACUAAGGCUCCAGCACCUGGAAUAAAUUUAACUGUUUCAACAGGACAACUCUCCAUUCAUGAAGGAGUAGUUCCUGGUGGAAUUCGUCCAAAUGUUCCAGGGGAAGAAGACGCUGAAGGUCUUCUUGAUACGAGAAUCCCUAUGCCAACAGGAGAACUGAUAUUGGUUCCUACACCCGACAGUUCUAAAUCAUGGGAGAUCCUAAAAGCCAUCGUAUAUGGUGGUUUAGCUGAAUCAAUUGCAAGUUUAGGCAUUGUGACUUCCGCAGCUAGCGGCAACGCAACCACAUUGAACAUUGUAUCUUUGGCGUUGGCAAAUCUGCUUGGUGGACUAUUCAUUAUUGUUCAUAAUAUUUGGGAACUGAAAGAUGAUCAAUCAAGAGUGCCCUGCAGUCGCACUAAUGAACAAGUGGAUCGAUACGGAGAAGUACUUGGAAAGAGACACAAUUUCAUCCUCCAUGCCUUUGUUGCCAUGCUAUCAUUCAUUAUUUUCGGAUCAGUACCUCCUGUGGUCUACGGUUUCACGUUUCGUGAGACCGAUGACAAGGACCUCAAGCUUGCAGCAGUUGCAGUUGCCUCACUCGUAUGCAUCACGUUACUGGCGGUUGCAAAGGCCCAAGUCCAGAAUCCACACAAAUAUUUCAAAACCGUGUUUUACUAUUUUGUGAUUGCUCUUGGGGUCUCCGGUGUUUCAUUCUUGGCAGGCGAGUUUAUCCGCCAACUAAUGGAGAAGAUCGAGUCCUCCGAGUUGAUUCCAGCUUUUACUCCGCCUCUUCUUGGGAUGGCCACAGAAAAACGCCCAUGGAGUUCCUAUUGACGUGUUAGGCCGGCCGUAGAAUUUUUGUAGUAAUUGUUUUGUCGUUGAGUUCAUGUUCUAAUGUUGCGGAGCUCCUACAAAAACUCCUCUCUUUUUUUUUCUCUCUAAUAAACUGCAGUUUUCUCCUGUCCUUUUUUUUUUUUUUUGGUCUUUCUUUCGUUGAUGGAUGGUUUGGAAGGAAUAAAUGAAUCCUACGAUAGAAGAAUAGAGGAAUUCGAGUGGCGUCAUGACUCUCAUGAGAACAGAAAAUUGAGGACGUUUGUAGUUGGGGGGACAGUACUACACUGCAAUGUAAGGGUUUUGUAAACAUUACUGAGUUGGUUCUCAAGUUGUGUUUCCUGUUGUUCUUUUAUACUUCUUGCAACACUUCUUUGCUUCGA
This is a messenger RNA of Morus notabilis, 2685 nucleotides long. Its product is annotated as membrane protein of ER body-like protein. The transcript is spliced from 7 exons. The record is from RefSeq and is a predicted model, not a curated record. Bases 92 to 2305 code for a protein of 737 amino acids. Lineage: Eukaryota; Viridiplantae; Streptophyta; Magnoliopsida; Rosales; Moraceae.